AACCAAUCAAACACAACAAAAACAUUCUGCUCCGAAUGCUAUGUCGUCUAUAUUUAGAUUCAGCAAGAAGUAUUCCAAAGUAUACGUCUUAACGAAAAUGUGAAGAAUUAAAAACAGAAAUCCAUUGAAAUUAUUUAGAGAUGCAAGAAAAUGAUAUUUUUACUACAUAUCAAACCCAAUGGCUGAGGUGAUGUUCAGCUUGAUACAAAUAUGAAAACAAAAGAAGUUAAGGUCGAGGAUGGAGAGCCGAAAGAAACGGAAGAAACAACAAGUGAUGAAAAGUUUUCAAAAACUAAAAAACAAAAUAAGAAGUGUAAGAAGAUUGUGGAUGUACAAGACAUAGAUGACGUCAAUAUGAAAACUGAUGAAAAUUUUGUGAUUGAAAGUGAGGUUAAGAAUGCAGAUGAUGCUGUGGAUGGUUCAGUCACUAAUCAUCAAGUUGAAGUUCAGGAUGGAGUUUUAGAGGAGAAAGGUAGCUCUGACGCAAAAUCUGAAGAUGUACAUCUUAUCCAGAAUUCUCCGAAGAAAAGGAUAAACGAUGAUAUUAAUUCAUCAGAGCUUAGAGUCGAAAUAGUACCUAUUGAAAAUUCUGCAGCAGAAACAUCUUCAGUGGAAAAUGUAGAACCUCCACACCCUACCCCAACAAAUUUUCCUGAGUUCAUUAAGUCAAAACGUACACCAAAGAAAAGAAAGUUCCAUGAUGAUGAUGUCCCAUUAAAGCCAUUGCCAAAACCAAAACCCCGUAAGAAAACCCCAGGAAGAAAAAGCCUUACAGAUGGCAUUAACAAAUCAGAAAUCAAAACUGCUUCGGAUCCUGUUCCUACCCCUUUAGAAACUUUAGCCAAGGUUGCAGAGGAAAUGGCUGUCUUGGAAGGUAUUGUGAAUGACAGUAUUGAAAAUAAUAAAUUAGAGAAUCAUGUGGACAAUGAUAAAAACAUGGAAGACAAUUCUGAAGUUCCGCCUGGUAGUAAAGUUUCGAGUGGAAAGAAAAAGAAAAGAGUACGAAAGAAGAAAGAACCAAUUUCGGAAAACAAUGCAAGUCAAGAAAGUGUGAAUGCCAAUGGUGACAUUGGCAAGGAAGAAAGUCCUGAAAAACCUAAGAAGGAAAAGCCAACAAAAGCGAAAAAAUCCAAGAAAAAAGUAGAACCGGUAGUUGCUUCUCCUGAAGAAAAGGAACCAAUUAAUGAUGAAGCUCAAGUUGAACCUAAACCUAAACCACCCAAACUACCUAAACCACCAAAAGCCACGAAAACCAAGAAAAGAAAAAGCAAUGAACAUUUAAAUAAUGAACUUCCGCUUGAACCUUCCAUUCCCACUGAAGAAGCAAGUAGUAGUAAAGAAACAACUGAAACACCAGAACUCAAAGAAUCACAAGUUGAGGGGGAACCCAAACCUAAAAAGAAAAAGAAACCUAAGAAGCAAAAUGAAGAAAAGUCGCCCGGUAAAGAAAAGUCACCUGGUAAAGAGAAACCACAUGGUAAAGAGAAAUCUCCAGUUAAAGAUAAUUCUGAAGAGGGAACUUCACCAAGUAAAGAGCUUGAAGAACAUAAAGAAGAGAAAGGUGAAGAAAAGAGGAUUAAGCCUAAAAAAUGUAAACUAAACAUUGUUUCAGGUGAUGCACUAGAAAAACAAAUGGAAGAGACAUUUGACUUUGUUAUAAAUCACUUAGUGAUAGAAAAUGGUGUCUCAGACUCUCAUAGUGAUGAGGAUGUGAAAGAGGGGACAUCUGGGUCGGCUGCUGAAGUUGACAAAAGUACUGCUGACAUGGACACUGCUGCACAAGUUACAAAAUCAGCUUCAGAUUCACCAAACAUAAAUGGACCACAGACAGGAAUAGCUGUCGAAAAUGGUAAAAAUAAAAACAGAAAACCACAUCCUGUGUUAGCCUGUCCUCGGUGUGAAGUUAAACUAAAAGGAAAGUCAUCAUUAAGUAGACAUUUACGUAACGUUCAUCAGGAGACAUUGCCAGAUAAUAUUUAUAAGUGUGAAAAAUGUGACUAUGCUACAAGUAAACACGCCCUUUUAGGCAAACACGCGAUCACACAUGGCAUCUAUAUGUGCAUCAAGUGUAAUUUUGAGGCAGACAAUAAAGAAGUGUUAAAUGAACAUCUUCGUGAAGUGCACAAUCUGAAAGAAAAAAGUGAUAUGAGGUUGUGUAAGAAGUGCUAUAGAUAUAUUAAAUGUGAAGACAUUUCUAUAGAAAAACAUUUUGAAGACUGUCAGGGUAAGGUGCCAUUUAAAUGCCAAGAGUGUGCUAAAGAAUUUACGUAUGAAUCAGCAUUAAAAGUGCAUUUAACAACUCACUUUCCCGAUCAGCCUAAAAGACAUGGCUGUGACAAAUGUAGUUACACCACAAACUAUCGCGCUAAUCUUGUUAAACAUGAAUUCAAUAAACAUUCAGAAAAAGAGAGAAAUAAAAAGUGUACUUUAUGUGAAAAAAUGUUUUAUACUGAUGAAAAACUACGAAUACACAUUAAUCGUCACACGGAUGAGAGACCUCAUAAAUGCACUAAAUGUGAAAAAGUCUUUAAAUCUAAAUCAAGUUUACGAGGACAUCAAGCCACACACGAAAAACAAAAAGUGCAUAAAUGUGACAUUGAAGAUUGCCAAAAAGUAUUUAGGGUUGCUCGGUUGUUACGCAUUCACAAGAAAGAGGCACAUCGCCUCGGUGAGAAGAAAUUUCACUGUUCUGUGGAGGGAUGCAGUUUCUCAUUCUUCAAACUUUGUCAUUUUAAGCGUCAUUUUAUAACUCAUACAGGUGAGAGGAACUAUCAUUGUAAAUUUGAAGGCUGUGGAAAAUCUUUUCGUCAUGCUGACAAUCUAAGGGUACAUAAAAGGCAGCAUACAAAUGAAAAACCUGUGCAAUGUGAUCAGUGUGACUUUGCGUGUCGUCAAAAAAGCUCAUUAUACUACCAUAAUAAACGUCAUCACAAUAUAAUAGGUAGCGGUACCACUAAAAAAUCAAUUAAAUCCUCAGAUUCAGUUACGAAAACUAAUGACAAUGCUAAUCAAAAUAAAGAGGAGAAUAUCGGAAAUCAUGAAUCGGAAUGUAAGAAGGAAAAAGAUACAAAUCUGUUACUGGAAUACAUAAAUAAAAACCCAGUUGAAGAUUUAUAUGAAUUCAAAUCGGAUGGUGAGUCUGCUGAUGACAAGCCAGUGGUCUUCAGGAGGGAAAAUUUCAAAGAUAAAGACUUAAUCAGCAGCCUACCUCUUCCAAAGGUUACUCAAGAUCUUCCACCUAUUAUCGAAAAAUCAAAAACAAAAAAGUCAACCGUUAAGAAAGAACCUAAAGCACCAAAGAAAGGAUCAAAAUCACCUAAAAAGAAAAAAGAACCCAAAGUAGAGAAAGAACAAACAGAAGAGGGUGAACCAAAAGUUGAGAAGGUGUUAAAAUCAGGUAAAGACUCAGAAAAAUCAACACCUGAAAAGAAGAGUAAAAAAUCUACCAAGAACAAGAAAUCUAAAAAGGUUCUGAAGAAAGCUGCUGUAGUAGAUAAGUCUGAAAGUGAAACAGAAACAGAAGUUGCAGAGGCCAAACCAACAACUUCAAAGAAAAGGACAGUGUCUCCAAAAAAGGGUGUUGGUAAGAAACCUUCAACCAAAGCUAAAAAAUCACCAUCUUCUACCAGAAAUCUUCGUAAUAGGAAACCUUCUCCCAUCGCAAAAACGAAGAAAAAAGCACCUCCAAAACAGAAAGCUCUGAAGAAGAAAACAGCCACCAAGGCCAAAAAAGGCAAAAAGAAACCUGUUCCAAAGUCAGAUUCAGAGACAGAACAUGAAGACAAUACAGAGGAGAUAGAAGAAGAUGACAGACAACAACAUAAUGGAGAUGUCAUCGAUACAAAUAAAAGUAAGGAAGAUGGUUUUUCACCAGAAAGUCCUACAAUAAAUUACAGUGAUGCCAAUAGUCAGGCUGAAUCUUACGACCAACCAGCAAAUUUAAAUGAUGAUAAUCCUGCUGAAACAUCUAGGACAGACUUUUCUCCCUUCAAUUCUGGAAGUAUCCCAGCUGAAGCUGAGAAUGAUAAUGCUAUGAUGGGUAUGCCAGAAGAUAAAGAAGAUCAUCAUAGUGUAAGGUCACCAUCUCCAUAUGGCGGUAUGAGUGAUGACUUGUCAGCAUCAUUGUCUCCUCCCAGAGCACCAGCACCACCACCCCCUCCAGAUGAAGAUGAUGAAGAAUUGGGUUCACCACCUGAGAUAAUGGAACACUUGAACCAAGAAAUACAGGAUCAUGGUUCUGUUGGAGAUUCAAAUUUAACACACACCCUUCCAAGAACACCACAAAUGCCAGAUGCAAUGGCUAGAGACAGUAUUGAAAAUCCUCCAGGCAACAUUGAAACAUCUCCAGCUAUGUCAGCACCGGGUUCGGUUCAGGCACCUGGUUCUGUUGCUGGACCGGGUUCAGUUCAAGGCCCAGGAUCAGUUCAAGGACCUGGAUCAGUUCAACCACCAGGUUCCGUUCAACAACCAGGCUCAGUACAGCCACCAGGAUCUGUUCAUGGUCCUAACUCUGUUCAAGGAUCCAUGCUCAGUCCAGAAUCUGCACAACCACAGUUUAUGCCAGGAGAAUCUGAAUCAGAGAAAGAUCUUAUUGGUCAAUAUUUGCAAGAUCUCAAUGUCCAUAAUCCAAAUAGUAGAUCACCUGUACCAGAGGAAACUAACAGAUUACAAAGGUUAGAGGAAUUAGCUGAAAAACCACAUGAUUUUAGUCGCUACCCACCCAAACCACCCUCUGCAUCUUUGAUAUUACCUUCAGGUUUACAACCUGGUGUUGUGGACAUGUCUCACAGAAGGAUGGAAAUAUUAGCAACGGAUCGUCAACAUGAAGGACAUUUUGUUAGAGAUACUGCUUCUGCUUUGCCUAGAUUGCCAGAUACAUCAUUUGAUAGUUUCUCUGCUAUAAAUUCUUUACAUAGUGCUUCAAGAGAAAACAAUUUAUUGCGUCCUACCGAGGCUCCACUAUCUUUUGGUACACCUAGUGCAGCGCCUAGUUUUAUGAGACUUAGUGAAACUGAUGCAAUUUUACAGAGACAACGGAUGUCUACUCCAUUCCUACCGCCCCCAGGAGUUCCCCAGUCUGAUAGAACUUUAGGUAGAAUCCCAGACCCAACAUUAAGACCUCCUAACCCAUCCUUAUUACGGCAAGCGCCAAUGGGAAGAGAAGACAUGUUUAUGCCUCCCACUGUUCCAGGAACUAUGCCAAGGAAUUCUCUGUAUAAUACUUGGUCAAGUCAAGAUGUACGACCACCUCAUUGGCCACAAACACCAUACUUGCAGCGUCCAUUAGAUAGGCAAAGUAAUGCAACUCCUGCUCCUUUUUUCGCGAAAGAUAACUACCUCUCAAGCCGUGACUUUAUGUUUGAUCCUUCUAGGACCAUGAGUGAAAGAAAUAUGUUCGCAAGUUUAUCCUCUCCACAACCACAACGUGAAAUAACUAGUGAAACUUUCCCAACGUUAGAUAGAUUUGAAUUGAGUAACUAUUUCAGCAGCCAUCCAUACUCAGGAACAACUUCGUUAGACUAUAGUCGCACGGCUUGUGGAACUGCUCAGAAAGCAUUUGACGAACGCUAUAGACAAACAGCAGCAGCUGGGAUGGGUGAUUUCAGGACCUUGCCUCCCACCUCAUCUUCAGAUAUGUUUAGUGGUAUUGGUGUGAACAGUGUCAGUGGGUUCAAUUUAGACAAAUUUUAUCCUAGGGAUGCAAUGUAUCAUCCACAACACAUGACAGAAAAUACAAAUAGUGCUUUUCUCUCUCACCCGACCCCUACACAACAUUCUGUGUUCGAACGGGACUACACUCAUAGACCGUUAUAUACUCCUCAAAAUAGCCCCUACCCUUUUAUUGAUGAACGUCAGUAUCCCUCGGCAGCCAAAUUGUCUCAUUCUACAGCACCAUCUAUGUCACAAGAUAUCAUGAGUCGUUCAGCACCAACAGAUAAUCAAGUUCAAGAUCCUUAUAGAUGUGGAGUUCUGUAUAAUGUUAUGAACCGAUAUUAAGUUAAUUUAUGUAUAUAUAUAUAUUAUCCGUCUUUUAAGUUUUCAAUUAAUUCAUUACGCAAUGUUUUGACUACAAGUACAUAUUGUUUAUAUAUAUAUGUCUAUGUACAUGUAGAUAAGAUUGUUCAUUACGUAAUCAGAUCAUCUUAAUCAUUUUUUUAGAAUGAAAUCUUUUUU
Molecule: messenger RNA, 6174 nt
Organism: Patella vulgata (common limpet)
Lineage: Eukaryota; Metazoa; Mollusca; Gastropoda; Patellidae
Exons: 4
Coding region: 211-5997 (1928 amino acids)
Biological process (GO): regulation of transcription by RNA polymerase II
Cellular component (GO): nucleus
Molecular function (GO): RNA polymerase II transcription regulatory region sequence-specific DNA binding; DNA-binding transcription factor activity, RNA polymerase II-specific
Source: RefSeq, a predicted model, not a curated record